GGCGGUGUGACGUCAGCUUCAGCACCGGACAGCUCAUUCCCCCUUUUCUCCUCAGCUUGAUCGACGAGGCCCCGUUUGCCCGAUGGGACUCAUUUUGACUCGGCUGCACUCACGCGGGCUCCUUAGAAAAAAAGGGGAGAAGGCAAGCAGAGAAGAUACACAGAGAGAAACGACGCUGCAGCCGGGAUCUGAGUAGAGAAAAAAAAAUCUAAUCCCACCCCUCACUUGACAACGCGACAACACCAAGCUCGUGAGAUACGGUAUUUUGACAUCAAACACCAGUGUUUUAGCCCUUUCGUGUCAACAAUAAGGGCUCCAAAUUUUGGGGUUUCUUAGAUGAGUGUGGCUGCCCAUGGCUUGUGUCCAUGAGCAGUGUCCCUCCCCCUCCCUAUCGGGAUUCAGUACCCCAAUUUCUGACACUCCAUUUAGACGGCCAGACUCUGAUGUGGCUGCAUGUACCCCGGAUACUGAACUCACCCCCACACAGUGUGUCCUGCGCAACGUAUUGUCCAUUGAUCCUGUCGGGGAUGGGACCCACACACGAGGCAACACUCCCACUCCUAGUGAUGACCCUGCACAGUUCUCCAACAGUGUGCUAAAGCUGCAUGAAGGUGGAGCUGAAGGGGGAGCUAUGCGCAACCAGUCGGAGAGCUUCAGGCUGCAGGCAGGUGGAGGAGGCUUUCUGGAGGGACUUUUUGGUUGCCUGAAGCCGGUGUGGACCAUGAUUGGCAAAGCAUACUCAACUGAAAAUAAGCAGAGCCAGGAAGAGUCCUGGGAGGUGCCCUUUGAGGAGAUCUCAGAGCUCCAGUGGGUGGGCAGUGGGGCUCAGGGAGCAGUGUUCCUGGGCAAGUUCCAUGGUGAAGAAGUGGCCGUGAAGAAAGUAAGAGACAUCAAGGAAACCGAGAUCAAGCACCUGCGUAAGCUUAAGCACCCCAACAUCAUCACAUUCAAGGGUGUGUGCACACAAGCUCCAUGUUACUGCAUUAUCAUGGAGUACUGUGCACAGGGGCAGCUGUAUGAGGUUUUACGAGCAGGGAGAAAGAUCACACCAUCACUGCUUGUUGACUGGGCCAUGGGUAUUGCAGGUGGCAUGAACUACCUUCACCUGCACAAGAUCAUUCACAGAGACCUCAAAUCACCCAAUAUGCUGAUUACCCAUGAUGACCUAGUGAAGAUCUCAGAUUUUGGCACAUCAAAGGAGUUGAGAGAUAAAAGCACAAAAAUGUCCUUCGCCGGCACCGUGGCUUGGAUGGCACCAGAAGUUAUAAGAAAUGAACCUGUCUCAGAGAAAGUGGAUAUAUGGUCAUUUGGGGUGGUUCUCUGGGAGAUGCUUACAGGUGAAAUCCCCUACAAAGAUGUGGACUCUUCAGCUAUUAUCUGGGGAGUGGGCAACAACAGCUUGCAGCUGCCUCUGCCAGAAAGCUGCCCUGACGGCUUUAAGAUCCUCUUAAAACAAUGCUGGAAUUGCAAGCCCAGAAAUAGGCCAUCAUUCAGACAGAUUCUGCUGCACCUGGACAUUGCCUCAGCUGAUGUGCUAUCCACACCACAGGAGACCUACUUCAAAUCACAGGCUGAAUGGCGUGAGGAGGUCAAACAGCAUUUUGAGAAGAUCAAGUCUGAGGGAACAUGUCUGCACCGGCUAGAUGAAGAGCUCAUUAACCGUCGCCGUGAAGAGCUCAGACAUGCCCUUGACAUCAGAGAGCAUUAUGAGAGGAAGCUGGAAAGAGCCAACAACCUUUAUAUGGAACUGAGUGCUGUUAUGCUACAGCUAGAGCUGAAAGAAAAAGAACUGCUUAGAAGGGAGCAAUGCCUGGAUAAGAAAUAUCCUGGGCUGUUCAAACACCAUCCUUCAAACACAGUGGAUAAACUCAUUAAGAAGAGGAAUGUACCCCAAAAGCUUCCAUCGCAUGGCAAGAGACCUGACCUCCUAAGAUCAGAGGUCAUCCUCCCUAAAAUGGACCCUGGUGUGGUGCAAGUGACAGUUCCUUCUUGUGCUAAUCGGACCUCCACUUCACCAAGUCGUGCCCGGAGGGUUAAAACACGGCAUCGCAGGGGGGGGCGAGGAAGCAGUGGUGAUCUCUCGGGGCCCAAACACUCCGCUGGUACCUCCACAAGAGAGAGAGAAGCGGCGCCCAGUGCAGUGCCCAUUGGUUCUCCAGCAACCGAUCAGACAGUGGGCACUGCUUCAAGAGGAAGCCAGCUGGAAACACCCCCACUUAAACUGUCCUCCUCCAGCCCAGACCUGCUUUGCUCCACCCAUGGAGCUGAGGGUGGAGCCAGUGGUGGGGCUGGAAGUCUAAGCGUGUGUGAAGGGCUUGUUAGCGGAGUCCGAGGUGUGGCUGAAGCCGCUGUGGGAUUGGAUGAAACUCCGCCACGAAGCGACACAGCAAGUGAGGAUGCUGCAUCGCUCCCAUUCUCAAGCAGUCCAGAUUCACCCUGUUGCGCAAGAGGUGUGGCUGUGGGACGGGGACACUCUCUUGGGGAGGAAAGGGAGGAAGGAGCUGGGGCAGUGCGAUUGCCAAGGGGAGCCAGUGGCAGUCAUUUGACUCCAUCAGCUAUACUUUACAGAGCAGCUAUUACCCGCAAGCAGCGCCGUGGCGUGUCUUCAGAGGAAGAGGAAGGAGAAGUAGAUAGUGAAGUGGAACUGCCAAGGAGACGACGGCCAACUAGUAUAUCCAAGUGCCAGUCGGUGUCCACCUUCAGCUCAGAGAAUUUGUCUGUCUCGGAUGGAGAGGAAGGCCAUACCACUGACCACUCUCACAGCGGCACACCAGAUGUGGUCAGCACUAAUACAGAUGAACGGCUGGACGAUCGAAGUGAUGAUCUCAUCUCACAGGGCUCUGAGAUCCCCGCUGACAUCACAGACCCUGCAAUCUCAGAGAGGGAGGCUGCUGCUCUUGAACAGGAGAGAGCAAAUUUUGAUCUGGAACAAAACAUUUUAGAGACCCGGGCGUUGUGUGAAGAUUCAGAUUGUGACAGUGCUGAGCUCGACCAAUCGGGGAGUGGAGAACCAAGUCGCCCCCCAAGUGCAGGAGGCUGGGGUCAGGGUCCUCAGAACUAACAAACAUGUGCAUACAAAAACACCCAGCCCUGUGCAUUUGUAAAUAUUGUAUAUAUAUAUUCACCACAACACCUACCAGCACACUUCCUCAUUUGUAGUAUCACUAAAACACCUGAUACACCAGACAUACACUUUUACACAAACACCAUGAAAUUGCCUAUAUUUGGGCCUGUAACAAACUGGUGAUGCAGAAUCAAUUAAUUAAAGAAAAAAAAGCAAAUAUUAGCCAUUUUAAGAACAUACUUUUACAAGCUUGUCAUGAUGUCAAUGAGAUUCCAAAGACCAGGGCCCCAUUCUUUGUACAUGGCUCACAUAUCAAUUAGAAUUUGGAAUAAUUUGAAAUAAUCUGAAAAAUUUUAAUUUGGUUACUCAAAGCAAGUUCAAGGUUACAGGUGUUCCUUCCGUUUACUAAUCAGCUCCAACACAUACUCAUAAAGCUUGAAAUAAAUUACAGUCUUAUCUGUAGUUGUACUUACAUAUACCUAUUAUACUUGAACUCAUUUAUGUCUUCAACAAAAAUAGGGCUACACACUUUUCCAUAGAUAAUGAUUAUGAAAGGUGCUGACUCUUAUUAUCUGGAGGCAUUAUAAUAACACAUACUGUCAUCGUCAUAUCUACAUCCCCUAUACAUGUCUAUUCCUGUCUGAAAUAAUUACUGCUUCAUUUCAACCACUGAGAUUUGAUAGUGAUCUAAGGUUACUCUGUGGGAUUGGUGUGGGAAUUAAAGAGUGCAGGAAGGAAUGUUUGAAACUAAGCAGGCAAGAACAAGCAAAGCAAAUAAUAUAUUAGAGUUAUAGAACAAAACAAAGUGUUCCAUGCAGAAUACACCUUUAUUAGCUAGAAAUAUCAAUGCUUUUUACCAGGAGUGGCAAAAAUUUUUUUUAGCUCACUCACUACAACACGCACAUAAACACAAAUAAUCCUAUUUAGCAUCUGUUUCCAAGUCUUCAACAUAUAUCCCUCACCGUCUCUGACUUUGGGCCUCAUUUAUGAAUCAUUUAAAGUUGUGUGUAUAAGUUCUUGUAUGCCAAACUAAAAAAAUCCUGUCAGAGUUACAAAAGUUUUGGUAACGCUGAUUUUCUUUUGCUGUUCAUGUCCGCAUGCAUAAUUACCCUUAAAUUACUAUGCCUGCUGCCAACACAGCUGAGUUAUGUCCACAAAACCUGAUGAAAGGCAAAGCUCAUAGAGAGCUGAAUGACAAAAUGACCAAAUGUGAAAAGAGCACCUCUGUCCUAUAAUGCAGCUCAGCCAAGGCAGCACCUUCUAUAGACACACACUUCCUCUUCUCUUAGGGUAGCAUUACUUUCGUUCUAAUUGACUGGUUUAUCUCAUUUGAAAUUCAUUUAUUUUUUUUGACUUUCAUUAAGGUAAUAUAAAACAAGUGAGUUUCACAGAAUUUCGUGCAAUUGACAUAAAUUGUCUAUUUAAACUAUUUAAACUAUACAGCAUAAUCCAUACAAAAAAAAAAACUCACUCCAACUUAAUCAAGGUACACAGUAGUCUCCUUACACAAAUUCUAAUGUUUUUCCAAACUGGACUUUCGGUGAUAUCACUUUGCUAGUGUAAAUGCAAACUAUUUUCAAGUGAAAUGCUUGCAUGCACAUUAAUAAAUGAGGCCCAAUGUUUCUUUAAAUGAAAACUUCCAUCAGAGUUCUGGACUACAGUUCUAUCUUUAAUGAGUGGAUCAGCAGGAGGUAGUUAUUCAGUUAAGUUGUAGUUAUUCCUAGCAGAAAUAUUGUUUUAGUUUGCUAGGCAAUGCACUAAUUACUGCUCUAAAUAAAAGAGAUUAUCAUUGCAGCACCCCACAAUUGAACUGUGUUCACAUGAACACUACAUUUAAUACUGAACUGUCCUUACAUCUUGGCUUUGUUGAUAUCAUCUUUGCCAGUUAUUGUCCAAUUGGAAUGUCAGAAUAUUCUAGUUCUUGUGCUAUUGCAGUUGAAUCAUCCAGUAUACAAUUAUUUCAAAUAAAUUGCUCUGAAAAAUGAAAGAGCUAAAAAAAAAAAAAAAACCCUUGAGGCUGAACAAUUCUCUGUCUGAGUAGUGCUGUAUUGUUUGUCAAUAUUAUUUUGUUUGCUUUUUUCCUUUAGCAUUUAGAACAGUUGGAUUGAAUGCGGAUGCAAGAAAUGACCUUUGCUAUUGUCAGCUACCUUAUGUCUAAAUUUUUUUUAGAUGCUUAACCUAACCCAGUAAUGUUUUAUUCAUAGAACACACUAACAUGGCUAGCUACUUUUUUUUUUUACUUUUUACUUUUCACAGCACACAUGAUAACAAUUUUGUCCAAGUGUAGGCUAGGAGUUAGACAAGUCAUCAGCACAGCUACUGCUUGUUUCAUGAGUUGAGUAGGCCUUGAUUUUUUAUUUCUGCUGUAAAGCAGUAUUUAUGGUUUAUAGAUUGGAGUUGUUUUAGAUUCUUAGAUAUUAGAUGGCCCUAGUAUCUCAAAUUUUCCUCUAGAAUUCCUUUCUGGUCAUGUGCUUCCAUUAUAGUUGUCAAAAUUAUUUGUAAUAUGCUUUUCCUAACACAGCUCUAAACUUAACCCUAGCCUAACCUUAACAUAGAUAUAGCAAUGUACAAAACUUUUAUGUUAAGUUACAGUUUCACGCUAGUAUUUUUGACCCGUUCCACUAGAGGGAAAAAGCAAAGCACACUUUAGGCUAUAAGAUUUAUGGAACCUCCGUCAUAUUCAUAUAGGACUAAAGCUCUUGCUUUUGUCAUUUCUAAAGCAGAGUUCUUUGCCAGUUUUCUGAAUGAUACUAACUGAGACAGCAUGAGAGAUUUUCAAAGUUUAAAAAAUUUUGCCCUUGACUUGUCUUUGUGAAUUCACAUGAAUUUUGACAUGAAAUAUGAAUUUCUUACAUGAUAUAUGCUUAUGAUAGAAAAGCAUGGCUUAUCACGAACAAUCUAUAAAGAAUGGGGCCCAGGAAAUUGCCACGGAAAAUUUACAGAUAUUUAGAACACAUUUUUUGAAUGAAAUUUAAAUAAAAAUAGAUAAUUUGGGAAUUGAGGAUUGGAUUUAUUCACAACAAGAUGGUAUUGGUAUCUGGCCAACUAACUAAUGAUAGACAGGAAACAUGGCAAAUCUAAUACAAGAAUGCAAGCAUGAUAACGUUCACCAAACUGAAUCAACAUUCAGUUAAUCACUGAAUCACUUAAGUGUCAUUUCAGAAUCUUAACUAAGGAGCAACAUUGAAUUAACAUUCAGAUAUUUUUCAUCUUCGUAUUGCCUCCUGAUCUUAAGAUUUUUUUCCUUUAAUAGGGACAUGCAAUAUGUACAUUACAAAUAUUCGGAAGAUGACACUUUUAUUUUCUGUACUUCCUGUAAAAAAAACCAUGGUGUAAAACAAAACAAAAAAUUUUUUGGAUGUAUGAGGAUUUUAACUUCAUAGUUUUGAGAGGUAUAAUGAACAAAAUGCAUGAAGUCUGUUUGUAAGCGAUUUCAUUUUGAAUUCAUUGUUUUUAUAAAUUUAAGAGAAAUCUUUCCUUUUUUUUUUACCUUGAAUGUGUGUAAUAGCCUUGUGUUGCUUGUAGGCACUUUAUAUAAUAGAAUGUUAAUGUCCACUAACUUAUCACCUUCUCAUGACACUAAAAUUAAUGUUUAGUGACAGAUGGGUUUAGGUCAGGAGCAAAGGAUGUAGAUCAAAAAAAUGCAGAAUGUGUGUAGCUUUUGUAGAAUAUCCUUUGAAUAUGUUUCAAGUCAGCACAACAUAUGGGGGACUGUCAUGAGUUUUUCCUUUAGAAAUAAUUCCACCUCCUGGAGUUGUACCGUCAUACAAAGUUCUUUUCCAAGCUUAUCUAACACACCUGACUCAGUUAAUCAGGGUCUUCUGAAGAUGUAGUGAGAGCAGAGGAUUAGAUAUUCGGGCUAAAUGGUGUAGGACGGUAGUACGUUGGGAGUUGGAUUAUUAACAACUAACUGUUCAAAAGCCACCAUGUACAAAGUGUUCCAUAAAAUGUGACUCCAAGGUCCAAUCAGGAAAAUGGAAACAAAAUUAAGAACAAUUGUGAUUUGAUGAUGUCUGUUAUCCUAGGGUCAAAUCAGUCUAAAACCUUUUUUUCUUCUUUUUUUCAAUGAAAAAUUCUCCUUGUAUUGAUUUAAAGAUACAAACAAAAACAUUUAGGAGGAUUUUUCUUUUCCAGAUUGGAGCUAUGAACAAAACAAACAAACAAAAAGAUGUGUUGGUCACUGUCAUAUUUAUUUUACUCAUUGAUUAUUAAUUAAUUAAUUAAUUUGUUUGUUUGUUUGUUUGUUUGUUAUAUAAAAUAAUACUUUUUUUAUUAUAUAAAAAAAAACUUUUUUUCCCACAAAGUCCUGAGAUUCUGUGCAGAUAUCUAUCCACUCUAAUAAGCACUUGAUUUGAUCCUGGAUAACCAUCUUUGGUUUAAAAAAAGGAAGAAAAUCACUUAGAUAAUAACUAGACAUCAGGCAAAACUUUAUAUCUACUUCAGGUGGUAUGGGUGCUGAACUUAGGUUUGAUGAGAAUCCUUUUUCUCAAGCUUGUUUUAACUCAGUAAUCAUGUUGACCAAUGUACAUAUAUAGCGAAAAUAAUAUUUAAGUGACAUUAUUGAUGUAAAUGCAGAUAUAUUAAUAAAUCACUAUGGGGCAGUUUUCUUGGCA
This is a messenger RNA of Hemibagrus wyckioides, 7677 nucleotides long. RefSeq names its product mitogen-activated protein kinase kinase kinase 12 (gene map3k12). The transcript has 14 exons. The coding region runs from base 353 to 3061 and encodes 902 amino acids. The record is from RefSeq and is a predicted model, not a curated record. NCBI's taxonomy places the organism in Eukaryota, Metazoa, Chordata, Actinopteri, Siluriformes, Bagridae. Gene Ontology annotation, biological process: protein autophosphorylation; JNK cascade. Gene Ontology annotation, molecular function: JUN kinase kinase kinase activity; ATP binding.